This is a messenger RNA of Panicum hallii, 714 nucleotides long. Its product is annotated as vegetative cell wall protein gp1-like. The transcript has 2 exons. The record is from RefSeq and is a predicted model, not a curated record. NCBI's taxonomy places the organism in Eukaryota, Viridiplantae, Streptophyta, Magnoliopsida, Poales, Poaceae. The coding region runs from base 1 to 714 and encodes 237 amino acids.
AUGACCAUUGGUACUGCUGGUAGCUUGCUCAGAUUUCUACAGCUCAGCUCUUCUCCGGCUAAGCCCGGGUUCCCGGCUCGCUCCGCCGCCUCCGCACCGCUCCCGCCCUCACCGCCGCCGCGCCACCAAGCUCCGCGUGCUCUGCCGCUUGCUCCGGCGCUGGCGACCCCACAGAAUCACCGCGUCUUGCGGACCCCGCGCAAGGACGCCGGCCCCACGCCCCCACCCACUCUCGUAACCUCCGCGUCCCCCGCCGCCGCCGCAUUCCCGAACCCUAACGCGGGGUCUCAGACGGAACCACCUAGGGCGGCUGCGGACGAGGACCCCUCCGCGUCGCCACCUCCGGCCGCGGACGAGAAAGCCUACACGGCGUCGCCUGCCGAUGCCGCGGCGAAGCCGCCGCCCGCACGGGAGGCGCGAAGGAUGAAAACGAAGUUCAUAAUAAUCCGGAACCGUGUCCCCAAGAGCACGUUGCAGGUGGGGGAGGGAUGCGCGCCCGAAAAAUCCUCGACUGAAAAUGCUGCUUCGGAUGAAGCGGUGGGUAAGGAACACAGCGUUAGAGAAACUGCAGUCGAGAAGCCAGCUGCUGGCUGUGACGAAACAUUGUUGGGGGAGGAAAAAGUUGGUGGAGGAGCCUUACUUGUGAAGCCGGCGGUGGAUGGUGAUGCCUGUGAGGCAGAGGAAGUGGUGAGUAUGCGCAUUGAAAAGGAUUAA